Messenger RNA from Scleropages formosus (Asian bonytongue), 1566 nucleotides. It is a transcript of the gene med20, whose product is annotated as mediator complex subunit 20. The transcript has 4 exons. Lineage: Eukaryota; Metazoa; Chordata; Actinopteri; Osteoglossiformes; Osteoglossidae. The record is from RefSeq and is a predicted model, not a curated record. Gene Ontology annotation, biological process: regulation of transcription by RNA polymerase II. Gene Ontology annotation, molecular function: transcription coactivator activity. Gene Ontology annotation, cellular component: mediator complex. The coding region runs from base 529 to 1167 and encodes 212 amino acids.
UUAUAAUAGGUCAAAUAAUAAUAAUAAUAAUAAUAUCUUCUCGGGAUAUCGUUAGCAAAAUAAGGCUAACGAUACCCGUGCGCAAGCAACCGCUGCACACUACCAAACACGUGUGACCACCAUCAAGAUGUCGACGCCUUCACGUCAUCAACGUGCGCGACAUGUGACGUCAUCAAGAUACCCAAGCGUGCUGAGCAGCAAAUAACUCCUGUAACCUUUUGCGGCUUUUUUUACUUGUAAGGGAACGGGUCGAGAUUAAACACGGAGCCCUCCAGAAACUGGCUCUGCACUUCGAACGAAAGCUUUCUAAAGAAAAUGAAGAAUAAUGCGUGCAAGUAAUUCCGCAAAUUAGAACCUCCGACAUUUAAACAUUAGACCACGGCCGCGGCUGUAGGCGUGUAGCCGUUUUUAACACGUGCGAAGACUUAAAGGUGGUGAAAGCGCCCAGAGCGCGUGGAGGUACUUCCUGCGCCGCGGUGCCCCGUUUCCGCCUCUCGGCAGCGCGGCUGGGAAAGAGCUCCCGAAAACAUGGGCGUCACUUGUGUGUGUCAGGUGCCGGUUGCAGAGGGGAAGAGUGUGCAGCAGACUGUGGACCUUCUCCACAAGAAGCUGGAGCAGCUCAGCGCUGUGAAGCAGGGCAGCUUCUUCGUGGACUGUGAGACGUACCACGCUGCAGGCCCCACAAGCGGCCAGCCACCCAAGUUGUUGUAUGUGAUGCACAACUCAGAGAUGCCUCUCAGCUGCAUGGCCAUGUUUGAGGGUGGUCCCUGCCUCACUGCGGAUGCCAACUUUGAUGUGCUGAUGGUAAAGCUCAAGAGCCAUUUUCAGAAUGCAAAAGGGCACAAAGUGGAGAGCCGUGGUGCUCGCUACCAGUACUGCGACUUCCUAGUGAAGGUGGGCACAAUCACGAUGAGCUCCAGCGCGCGUGGCAUCUCUGUAGAGGUGGAAUACUGCCCCUGCGUAGUGCCUGGUGACUGCUGGAAUCUGAUGAAGGAGUUCAUGCAGAGCUUCCUCGGAUCGAAUGUUCCCGAGCUGCCUUCUGUAUUCACUGCUAAGCCUGAAGGCCUCUACGCCCCUGCCGAUUCCACUGACACCAUGACUCAGUACCUGGAGCUUUUCAGCAAGGUUCGAAAACAGCAGGUUGUGCCAGGGAGUACCGUGCGCUGAAACUACGACAGUGACAGCAAACCUAGGAGACAUGUAUGCUACCAUCCUGUCUGACCUGUGAACAGUAUGAACUCUCAAGGAGUGUCUCAAAAACAAUGAAAGUGUGAGUAGCAGAAUUUGGAUUAGAAGAACAGUCUUCCUCGUUCAUCGGAGGACAAAGCCAGAUAUUGCUAAAGCGUUUGUAGUUUUUCAUAGUUUGCGUUUUUAAGACUUAGACAAGUAAAUGCAUUAAAAUUAACAAAAGCGCCAAGUUUUGACAUCCUUUUCUAUGCUGUUUUUCAUCCAUAAUUAUCGUUCACUUUUGUAAAUAGUAUCAAAGUUUUUGGGGUCACAGUCAUUGUUUGCCAGCCAGUGGUGAUUUGAUUCAGCAAUGUUGCAAUAAAAUUAUUUUUGUACGUA